CUUGCACAUUUGUUUUCUACAAGGCUUGUCUCUAUAGACUAGUUUAUUAAAGGUUCGCGCCAGAUUUGUAAACAUUAUUAGUUUAUUAAUUUCAUGUAAAUUAAACAAAUAUGCCGCUUCUAGGUAAAAAGUUAUUUACCAUAGGAGCUAUUUCUCCACAAAAAGAUAAAGAGGAUUGGCAGUAUUUCAUUCCUCACACAAAGGAGCGGUUCCAAUCAAAGUCUGAAUAUGAAAAAAGAAAAAGUUUGUAUGAGCAGAAAAUUUGGACUUGCCGUGCCACUGGGCACACCAACUUAAGUCAUGAAGAAGCUUGCAAUUCUGAGAAAACUGUGAUGAAGCAGUUAGGUGAUCAGUUCCCAAAGUGCUUUGAAAAGGAUAUUUUAGAAAUAGUCCACCACAAUACUGUAAGCUUGGAAAAUCUGGUUGAUAAAGCCUGGUUGAAAUUACAACAGCAGUUUAUUGUUGGAGAGAAAGUCAAUUUGAAAGUCAAAUUUGCAGAUAAACUAAUUCCUGCCAAAGUAAUUGCCAUUGAUUCUAAUUUGACUUGUAAAGAAGUAUCCAGCCCUGCCUGUAAUUCACCAUCAAGUGACAAGGAAAACAGUACAGAGGAAAAGGAUAAAGAAAGCCCUAAAAAAUGGGUACCACCUAAGAUGCUUCCCUAUACCUACAGUAUAGAGCUAGAGAAUGAAGCCAAAGUGAUUCAUUCAGUUCCAGGGAGUGACCUCCAUCGUGUAGAAAAAGCCCCAUCCAAAGAUGUCCUUCGACACUUUAUAAGAGUUUCUGCUUUAAGAUCAGGAAACACAGCAACAAGUCCAUGGGUAGUCAACACAGACUUGGUUAAACAGUAUAAACUUGUCAACAAAUUUGCUGAUUUUUUCCUAUCACCUCUGAAGAUGUCUGAAGCAAUUAAAAAAGCUGAAGAGAAUGGCAAAAAACGCAAACUGUCAAAUGGGGCAACAAAAUCUGCAGCUAAGAAACUGAAACUAGACAAGUCCUUAAAGAAAGACAAGAAGCUUAAGAAUCAGGAGUCUACCCCUAAUACUAAAAAGGAAUUAAAUGGAACAAAGGACUCCAAAUCUGCAGGGAAGAAUACAAAAGUAUCACCAAAGAAAAAAGCCUGUAAAGAUUCAGCCAUAAUUAUUGCAAACAGUGAUUCAGAGGAUGAAGUUUCUCUGGCUAAACUGAAACGUAGCAGCUCUGUGGUGAAUUCUGAUUCUGACUCAGAUGUCCCUCUUUAUCAGCUGGUGGAUCAAACUACCCCUAAAAAAAAGAAAAAGUCCAGUGAGGUUAAUGUCUCUAGUGAUGAGGACAUACCAUUAAGUAAAAUCACACCGUCAAGCCCCAAAAAAUCAACACCUAAGAUAACUGUUAACUCAACACCUAAAAAGAAAACUUCUUUGUCUAAGUCAAUGAAAAAAAUAUCAGACAAGUCAACAAGCAAGAAGAGCAACAAGAAAAAGAAAAUAUUAGCUGAGGAAAAGAAAAAGGGAGGCAUGAAACAGGUUACCUUGUUUGAUCUCACCAAAAAGGGGAAGAUUGAGCAGAAAAGUAAAAUCUCUGAACAGAAGACACCCCAGAAAAAAUCGCCAGCUAAAACCCCUAAGUCUCCCCCUCGGCCCCCGCCUACCCCAGCCAUUGUUAAGCGUCUGCUCUGUUCAAAGCGGGAAACACUUCAAGAGAAGAUGAAAUACUCAAUGCUGUUGAAAAAGGCUGUGUCUGUCCUGUCUGCUGCUCAGGUGAAGAACCUUCCAGAAAAAUUGAAGGGAGAGGUUGAGCACAAAAAGAAGCUGAUGGAGGAAAAAGAGAAGAUGGCCAAGAUGACUCAAGAGGAAAGAGAGGCUUACCUGAAAGAGAAGAGAGAGCAGGCUAAAAUUGUGCAGAAACAGAAACUGCUUCAAAAACUGAGAGAUCAAAGGAAAAGGUUUGAGGAUACAGACUUGGAUUUAACACCCUUGCCACAAGCCAAACUGGUACCCACACCAGACAGCUUCCCAAAUUCACUUUUUGGGGAUGUCGCUAUGGUGACGGAAUUCAUUAACAGUUAUAGUGGACUCUUGAUGCCUGAAUCAGAGUAUCCAAUCUAUACUGAUGCAUUGAUGAAAGCUUUGGUUGGUGGCUCCUCAGGCUUUGCCUAUCUCUCAAGGGUAUUAAAUGUGUUGUUGCAAACCCUUUUACAAGAUCAAAUUGCUAAGGGCUAUAAGGAAUUCAACACAUUGUUGUCAGAUAUAGCUGUAAGUUCCUAUACAGCUUCAGAGCUGGUCAGGUUGUGUUUACAGUGUGAAGAUGAGGAUGAUGAUGUUGAAGAUGUGCCUGAAGAGUAUAUCAGAUUGUUGAAAGACUCAGAGUUUUAUCAGUUAGAUGUUGAACAGAAACUGUGUGUGCUGCAUGGUCUGUGUUCUCGUGUACUGGCGACUUAUUCAGUUCAGGAUUACAUGGAAGAGCAGCAGCGGAAAGUCAAUGUUCUAACAAAACAAAAAAACACAGAACUGAAACAAAUGGCGGCUCAAAAGAAAACUGGCAAGCAGGGUGGCUUUGAAACUAAAAAUGAAAAGUUAGUUGAGAAAAAUGAAAAAGUGGAAGACAACAAGGAUACUAAGAAUGGAUCACUGACAAUAACUUCCUUCUAUGGCAAAGAAGCUGCAGAUAUUACAGAGGAGUCUGAUAAUUUGAUAUCUACUGUUAAAAGCAGAAGGCUACUUGCAGCCAAGGCAGCAGCAGAGAAAGAAAGAUUAGAGAGAGAGAGAAUGGCAUUAAGGGAAAAAGAAAUUCAGGAAGAAAAGCAGAAAGAAAAGCUACGUAAGAAACAAGAACAAAUGGCAGACGCCAUCAACCUAGCUAGGAUGGUGCUUCGAUGUGAACCCAUUGGCACAGAUAGACAUCAUGAUCGUUACUGGGUGUUCACAAAUACCACACCUGGACUGUAUGUAGAAAAAGGUUGGGUAGGGGAGGAGAUCAACUAUAACAUAUAUAAAAAGACCAAGAGCACAGAAGAGGAGGAAGAAGAAGAGGAAUCAUCUGAAAGUGAGGAAGAGACUGAUAUCCCUCAAACUGGAGACACUCCUCUCAAAUUGAAGUACAGAACAAAGAAGCAGAUGAUUGAGACCAGCACCCCACAUCCUGGACAAAACAUGUGGUUUACAUACAGGUCUCAGAAAGAUUUGGAUGGAUUGCUUAAAGCUUUACAUCCUCAGGGAAUAAGAGAAAGUCUGCUUAAGGCUGAAAUUAAGAAAAGAUAUGAUGACAUUUCAAGAGCCAUCAUUAUGUCUCAGAGAACAAAUUUAGAACUCAGAGACUCUGAUGGUGAUGUAGAAAUGGUUGAAGGGUUCAAGAAAGAAUUGUCUGACAUGGAGCUGCGACUUAGAAAUGGUGGGCUAGGUGGAGUCAAAGACUACGAUGAGUGGGAAGCUACACUGAUGAAGGCUACUGAGAUAUCAGAAUUGGGUCUAAGUUUGUUGCGGGUACAUGAUGGAAUACUGGAGAAAUUUUUACAAGGUUUUAUGAAGCCAAGCAAUCGUGUUGGUGAGGGAGAAAAGAAGCAGGAUAGUGAAACAGAGGACAAACAAAGUGAUGGUGAAUGUGCUGAUAAGCCUCAAGAGAAGGAAGAUAAAAGAGAGAAAGUUAUAAGGGAAUGGAAGGAAGCUGUAGAGAAUUGCCAGACCUUGUCCAGGCUACAUGUACUGAUGGCUUUCUUGGACUCAUGUAUCAAGUGGGAGAAAUCUGCGGAGAAUGCUAAAUGUAAAAUCUGUCGCAAAAAAUGUGACGAUGCUCGUCUGCUACUCUGUGAUGAAUGUAAUCAGGCUUUCCAUAUGUACUGUUUGAGACCUGCUCUCAACAAAUUGCCUAGUGGUGACUGGUUUUGUCCUGCUUGCAAGCCUCGACGACCACAGGAAAGAGUUGCAGAGUCUGAGUCGGAAGCCGAUGAGGAAGAGAGGGAAGAUGCUUGUCGUGAAUGUGGUGGUAAGGAGAAGCUGAUAUUCUGCUCAAAGUGUCCUGCUGCAUUCCACACUCAGUGUCAUGAUCCACCCCUCCGGCACCCUCCCAGAGGAUCUUGGGAAUGCACAGACUGUAAAAAUGGUGUCAAUGAGAGAAAAAGAGGAAAACUUUCUCGUAAAGUGGCACCUAAACGUAACUACCGGCAAGCUUUGUCGGCCAGUGAGGAAGAAGAAGAGUCUACUGAGGAAGAGGAGGAAGUGACACCUGCUAGAUCUAAAAGGUCAAGCUCAAACAAAGGAAGAACACGCAAUAAAGUCAAGAAACGCUCUUGCCACAUUCAGGAUUCCACGACAUCAAGUCGGUCAAGAUCAAGUACACAAAAAGAAAUGGUCACUCCCACACAUCGUGUAUCUCGACGUGGACCCUCUGAGUUAUCUCUGUGUGAAGAGGUGCUACAAAAAGUAAUGAAACACAAAUCCAGCUGGCCUUUCCUGGAACCUGUUGACAAAAAAAUUGUCCCUGAUUACUAUGUUCUCAUAAAAAAGCCGAUGGAUUUUCAAACUAUGAUGAAGAAAUGUGCCAGACUGAGUUAUGCCUCUCCUCAAGAGUUUAUUGAGGAUGCUGCCCUGGUCUUUGAGAAUGCAGAAUCUUACAAUAAGCCUGAUAGUGAAGUGUAUCAUUGCAUGAAAGAGGUGGAGAAAGUCUUCAGGGAGGCACUUCACAAAGUCUUACCUGACUGGCCAUUUUACAGAACUGUUAAUGACAGAGAGGAAAGCUCGUCUGGUAGUGAAACUGGGCGGCGACGAUCUCGUAACAAAUGAUUUGUAGAUAUUUUAGUAUAGUACUUUAUGUGACAUGGGACAUUUUUAAUAUGUUGUAUAUAGACAUUAUUUUGGUACAAUGUUUAAAAUAAGCUGAAAAUCUCACUAGAUAUUUAAGUUACAAAAGACUUGAUAUUCAUUGAUUCAUAUUGAAUUUUUUUUCGGCUCAAAUCUUAAACAAGGAUUUUCAAUUAUUAGUUUCCAUCCAUUUCUGUAUGAUUGUUGUAUAGCCAAACAAUGUCAAAAGUUGACUUAUUUUUAGAUGUGUGUGAUUUUUUUAUAAUGUUUAAGAUCUGGGUAAAACAAUUCAAGUGUAUCUUUCUAUAAGACAAUUGAAAUUCUAUAAUGUUUCUCUGACUCAUUUAUAUACUGUAAUUGUCUAUAAGUUUUUAGCUCAGUAUCUUUUUAGUUUCUAUAAGAUUAGAUAAGAAAAGAUUUGGAUUCUCUACAAUUUUGAGAUAAGAUUUCCAUUCAGUAUAGUGUUUUUUAUAAGUGUAAGUACAGUGUCCAUCACUAAAUUUAUAGUGAGUUUACCAUAUUUUAUAAGAUUACAUCAAGUGUCAAUAAGAUGAGAUUUAGGUUUUGUGCAAUUUUUAAAUGUCUAAAUACAAUGUGAGCUAAAUUUAGGUUCUUUACUAAAUCUAUAAGACUAGAUUCUAGAUUUAGGUUCAGACUGGUUUCUAGAACAUUAGGCUCUGUAUGCCUAUUAAUUAUUCAUGUGCCAUAGAUACAUUUAAAAGUGCUUCAUGGGCAAAAAAUAAAAAUCAAUAUAACAUUUUAUUUUAUGUUUCUAGCUAAGUGCAUAAUUGUAUUUCUUUUUGUCUUGGAAGUUAUGAAUUGGGUUCAAUUGUAUUCAAACCAAUUUUUAAAAUGCAAUCAGUGAAUCUAUUUAUUUUGCCCUAUUUCUUUUUUUGUUUACAAACUGCUAUGUAGAUAUGUCAUUGUGUGUUCAUAUGAGCAACAUGGUAGUUUGAUCUAAAAAAACAAAAAUGCCCUGAAAAUUUCAUGUUAAUUUAGAUAUCUUUAUUUCUUAGUCUUUCAAGCAACUGUCCAAAAUAUCUAAUACAGCUGUCAAACUAAAUAUUUUUUUCUUAUAAGAACUAUUUGUUUUAAUUAAAAAUACUUAUACAAUAAUAAUAAUAAAACAAACCAAAAGUAUUUGAAGGGAAUAUUCUUUCUAUUCAGAGAUUUUACUUUCUGAUUUGAUAAGAAACCUUAACAUUUUCAGUGUCGACAAUAAGUUGUAGUAAAAAGAUAUAAAAAUCAUUUUGUCUCUGUAGCCACAAUUAACAAAUGUUUUUUUUUUGUAUGGCCAGCACAACUAUGCCUGCCUUUAUUUUUAGGUUAGGUAGUUUUAAUGACUGCCAGGAUGUCCUUAAAUCUUACUAAGGGCCUUCACCUGUAAAGUUUAACUUUAGACCUAUUCAGCUGUAGAAAUCCAAUACUACUCUCCAACUGAGCCCAUCCAAUGGUUUAAAUCAUUUAUGAAACUAAAAGUGUUUCUCAUUUAGUUGUUACAAAUCUUGCAUUCUGACUCAUAUUUCAUAGAUUACAGUAAAUGAAAAUAUUAAAUUAAUUUAAUCUACAAUGAAGUACAUUUUAUCACAAAUAAUAACAUAUAGGAGUGUGACUGCAUUUUUUUUUUUUUUUGCUAAGUGGAUGAGUGUAUUAAAUAUUGAAAUAUAUUCAAGAAUGAUAAUGAUAAUAAAGAGAUUAAAUUUAAGUGCUAUUUCAUAACUAACAAUUAUCUUUGCUACAUUAAACUUUGAUCUAAACUUUCUCCUUAGAAAUGUACAUUAAUAUUAAAAGCAAUUCCGUUUGAUUUUUCACAAUGGAUAUAAGAGCGGGUCAGUUCAGAUUUUUAGAAAACAUUUCCCUAUUCAUUUUUUUAACCUUCAUUCAAAGCAGGAUAUUUCAUUUCAAAAAACUACGUUGACUUAAGAACAUUAGAUAAAUGUGUUUUAUUCACAUUAGAUUUCAGUCAUCUAAGAAAAGGAAAGUAAGCUAAUGAUCUUUGGGCGUGGAUGUACUGCUUGUGUAAAUACAAUUGUAAAAUAAUGUUGACUCAGUGUUGUCAUGUCAUGAUAGUUGGACCAAUAAAAACAUGUAAAAAAAAAUGGUUUUUUGUUCAA
This is a messenger RNA of Biomphalaria glabrata, 6886 nucleotides long. RefSeq names its product tyrosine-protein kinase BAZ1B-like. The record is from RefSeq and is a predicted model, not a curated record. Gene Ontology annotation, biological process: chromatin remodeling. The coding region runs from base 111 to 4754 and encodes 1547 amino acids. Gene Ontology annotation, cellular component: WICH complex. The transcript has 24 exons. Gene Ontology annotation, molecular function: protein binding; histone H2AXY142 kinase activity. Lineage: Eukaryota; Metazoa; Mollusca; Gastropoda; Planorbidae.